AUGUCUCUUUCCUCAGUCAAGCGCUUAGGGAAGCGAAUCAUCGACUACCCAGAGGAGACCGUCGCUGUAGUUUCCGUUACGGAGUGGCUCAGGCCGUUGUUCUCGAACCCUACUAAACGUGUCAAAGGUUACCUCUUGAGCUUGUUUCCAAUCCUUGGUUGGAUUACUCGCUACAAUUUAGGAUGGCUUACUGGUGACUUGAUAGCGGGGUUGACGGUGGGUAUAGUUGUCGUACCGCAGGGAAUGUCGUAUGCCCAACUCGCAACCCUGCCUCCUCAAUAUGGCCUAUACUCCUCGUUCGUUGGUGUUCUCAUAUACUGUUUCUUCGCCACUUCGAAAGAUGUCUCGAUCGGGCCGGUCGCCGUCAUGUCUCUCACUGUGGCUCAAGUCAUUAAAGAUGUACAGACCCACCAUGCGAGUGAGAAAUUCACAGGGCCGGAAAUCGCCACAGCGCUGGCCUUCAUUUGCGGAUUCAUUGUCUUGGGAAUUGGCCUCCUCAGACUCGGUUGGCUCGUUGAAUUUAUCUCCGCGCCCGCUGUCAGUGGCUUCAUGACUGGUUCCGCGAUCAACAUUGCUGCUGGCCAAGUUCCUGGUCUGAUGGGUAUCACCGGGUUCGAUACUCGUGCAGCUACGUACCGAGUUAUCAUCAACACUCUCAAGGGACUACCUCGCACGAAGCUUGAUGCAGCCUGGGGACUGACCGGUUUAGUCGCGCUAUAUGCCAUCCGCUACACCUGUCUCAAGCUCGAACGGCGGUUCCCACAUCGCGCGCGCAUUUUCUUCUUCAUCAGUGUGUUUCGGAACGCUUUCGUGAUGCUUAUCUUGACGCUGGCCGCUUGGCUGUACUGCCGGCACAGAAAAGUGCAUGGGAAUUAUCCCAUCAAGAUCUUAUUGACAGUUCCUUCUGGCUUCAAAGCGGUGAAGCAGCCAACCAUCACUCGCAAACUCAUUUCAGCAUUAGGACCCAAGCUUCCCGUCGCGACGAUCAUUCUCUUCUUGGAGCACAUCGCCAUCUCGAAAUCUUUCGGGCGGAUAAAUGGUUACAAAAUCAAUCCAAACCAAGAGCUGAUUGCGAUCGGUGUUACAAAUACGAUUGGAUCUUGCUUUGGCGCUUAUCCAGCGACUGGGUCUUUCUCUCGCUCCGCGCUCAAGUCCAAGUCGGGUGUUCGUACGCCGUUGGCUGGUGUAUACACCGCCAUCGUCGUCAUCGUUGCUUUGUAUGGCCUUACCUCUGCGUUCUUUUGGAUUCCAACUGCAGCCUUGUCCGCUAUCAUCAUUCACGCGGUCGCUGAUCUUGUAGCUUCUCCUGCACAGGUUUAUUCCUACUGGCGCGUAUCACCGCUGGAGUUCUGCAUUUGGGUAGCGGCGGUCCUCGUCACCAUCUUCUCAUCCAUUGAAAACGGAAUUUACACGUCCAUUUCAGCUUCCCUCGCGUUGCUCUUACUUCGCGUCGCGCGCCCUCGAGGGGCAUUCCUUGGAAAAGCCGCCGUCCGGCCUUCUUCUGGGUCAACUGUUGAUCGAGACGUAUAUUUGCCGCUCACCAAAGACGGUAUCACGAACCCAUACGUCAAGGUCGAAGCUCCUUCGCCUGGAGUGCUCAUUUAUAAAUUCGAGGAGAGCUAUGUAUACCCUAACUCUCACAUCGUCUACACUGCAAUUGUGGACUACGUCAAGGCGAACCUCAGACGUGGGAAGGACAUGUCUAACGUCAAACUUGGUGACCGUCCUUGGAAUGAUCCAGGUCCCAGGCGUCCAGGCGAUUACGAGAGCGAACAGAGGGCAAAUUUGAAAAAACCCAUUCUACACGCCGUAGUCUUCGACUUUUCUGCAGUAUCUCACAUAGAUACUACUGCCGUCCAAGUGCUCAUCGAUGUCCGCACCGAAGUUGAAAAGUGGGCAGAUCACCCCAUAGAGUUCCACUUCGCACCUAUCAUGUCACCUUGGAUUAGACGCGCGCUCGUGGCGGGUGGGUUUGGAUUAGGUAUUCCAAAUCCUUGGGCUACGCCGGAAGUCGCCCCCGUUAUUCCAUACCACAAAAGCCGACUCUCAAGCCAGUCUAGUAAAGAUGAUUUGGAGGCGACGGGGGAUGGGAAAAAACGUCAGUCGGGAACUGUGGAAUUGGAGCCGGUGGUGCCAUUGGAUACCCCAUUUUUCCACCUUGAUCUUGGAGCAGCAGUUCGUGCAGCGGAGAGCGCGGCGAGGCAUGCAACACCCUUAACUUAAUCAGCGGCGCCUGCGUCUCUUUUGCAGCGCUGUCAGUGAAGCUGAAUCGGCAGCUCAUUGAUGUCCGAUAUACAAAUCCCACCAUUCAAAGCUUCAGUCACAAUGCUCGAGAUCUAAUGGGACGGAAUGCCAUGGGACUCGGCAUCGUUCAACGGACUCUAACCUUGUUCUUCUUAUCAAAAUUGAGUGUCCACGAAUUUUUAUUCCG
Molecule: messenger RNA, 2431 nt
Organism: Laccaria bicolor S238N-H82
Lineage: Eukaryota; Fungi; Basidiomycota; Agaricomycetes; Agaricales; Hydnangiaceae
Product: sulfate permease
Exons: 12
Coding region: 1-2223 (740 amino acids)
Biological process (GO): transmembrane transport
Cellular component (GO): membrane
Molecular function (GO): secondary active sulfate transmembrane transporter activity
Source: RefSeq, a predicted model, not a curated record